Messenger RNA from Exophiala bonariae, 489 nucleotides. RefSeq lists its product as uncharacterized. The record is from RefSeq and is a predicted model, not a curated record. The transcript has a single exon. Gene Ontology annotation, molecular function: peroxiredoxin activity. Lineage: Eukaryota; Fungi; Ascomycota; Eurotiomycetes; Chaetothyriales; Herpotrichiellaceae. Bases 1 to 489 code for a protein of 162 amino acids.
AUGUCGUCAUCGCCCUCCGACCUCUCCAAAGUGACCUCCGCGGUCGACCCGGCGCUACGGCCCGCACACGAAGCGCUGUUCAACGCGGGGCUGGCGGUCCGCCGCGCGGUCGUGGGCGACGCAUACGUAGACCGGGCGCUGGAGAACGGAUCGUCCGAGUUCUCGCGGGCGGGCCAGGAGCUGGUGACGGAGUGGUGCUGGGGGUACGCGUGGACGCGGCCGGGGCUGGAGCGGCGCGACCGCUCGCUGCUCAACAUCGGCAUGCUGAUGGCGCUGAACCGCGCCCCCGAGCUGGUCGUGCACAUCCGCGGCGCGCGCAACAACGGCCUCAGCGAGACGGAGAUCCGUGAGGCCAUUCUCCAUGCCACCACUUACUGCGGUGUGCCCGCCGGUGUCGAUGCCAUGAAGGUCGCCGAGAGGGUCUUGAAUGAGAUGGAGGAGAAGGAUGGUGUUAAGCGGGAGUUGGGUGCUAGGAGUAAGGAUGCGUAG